AUGUUCCGCAUAAGCAACACCGUAGUCGGCGCGCUCAACAUCCUCACCCUGCUCCUGGGGGUGGCCGCCGUGGCCUCCUCCGCCUACAUCCACAUCCGCGGCGGUUCCGACUGCCAGAAGGUCCUGCAAGUGCCGCUGCUCGUGGGUGGCGUCUUUGUCGUGCUGGUCUCCGCAUUGGGAAUCGUGGGGGCGCUGUGCCGCGUCAACGUGGCGCUCUACGCCUACCUUUUCGUCACUUUGGCGCUUAUCGUGGGCCUCGCCUUCUUCACUGUCUUCACGCUCUUCGUGACGAACAGGAAGGUGGGGCAGCAGGUUUCCGGGAAGGGAUAUGGCGAGUACAGGGUGGCAGAUUUCUCUCACUGGUUGCAACGCUACGUCGUCAACAACAAGAACUGGGACGAGGUGAAGAGUUGCUUGAUGGACGCGCACGUGUGCCAGAACCUCGCCCUCAACGGUGGCCGCAACAAUGACUCGCUCAUUUUCAAACACCUAUCUACCACUCAGUCUGGUUGUUGUAAACCACCGGUGUAUUGUGGGUUCAUAAUGAAGAAUGCUACGUUCUGGGAAGUGCCAAAGAAGGGUCCAGCAGUGAAUAGUUCUGACUGCACAACAUGGAACAACGGGGAAGACAAACUGUGCUACGAGUGCAAUUCAUGCAAGGGAGGAGUUUUGGCCAACAUAAGGAACCAAUGGAGACGCCUCACUGUAUUCAACGCAUGUGUGCUUGUGCUCGUCACUGCCAUAUACUCCUUGGGCUGCUAUGCCAUCAAGAACAACAGAACCGAUUCACGCUGGAACCACCGCAAAACACCAUGUCCUUGA
Molecule: messenger RNA, 822 nt
Organism: Sphenostylis stenocarpa
Lineage: Eukaryota; Viridiplantae; Streptophyta; Magnoliopsida; Fabales; Fabaceae
Source: the annotation of a GenBank genome assembly